AUGCUGUCGCUGACCAACCCAGAUGCGAACUUUAUCGCUCUCAACCCAGUUGUGGCUGACCGCUUAGAGGAAGUUAUCCAAGCGCAAGCACGGCUCAUAGAAACGCAUAUAAUACAAGCCCAGCAGCGACCUGGAAAUGAAGUCCAAUCGAACCAGUGCCCACCGACGACUACACUGUAUAGUUCUCCGUCAGACCGCUCUGCUGCUCCCGAACCCAGCCCAAAGGAUAUUCUAUAUCCCCAUUCAACAGCCUCAAAUUUCCCUACAGCGCACCGCCGUAUCUCGGCUGUAGCAACAUAUAACCAAGAGCAAACCACGUCUACGCCAUCGGAUAGGUCAUUCAAUACUACUUCGCCAAUUCAGCUUCAAAAUGGCCUUUCUCCACAAAAGGUACCGCCGCCACCAGGGGAAACUGUUUCCCUUGCCGAUCAUAAUGCCGAUCUCCCGCCCUAUGAUCUUUUAUAUUCAUUGGUCGACCUUUUCUUUGAGCAUAUUAAUGGCUGGCUCCCUAUACUUCACCGGAGAACAACUUUGGAUACGCUCUUUGGACCAUCGCCAUUAAGUGAAGAGGAUAGGAUGCUGUUAUACGCUAUAGUUGCAACGACUCUGCGAUUUUCAAAAGAUACACGGCUCAAUGAAGAAAAUAAGAAACGAUACCAUGACGCUCUGGUGAUCUUGACGCUGGACGUCGUUGGAACAUCGAAUGGCCCGCCAGGAUGGAAAUUACUUGCAGUCAUCGCUAGAUCUGUUGUCCAACUCGGCCUAGCCGUAGAAGCUACAUCAUCUUUAGUUGCAACCAUGUUUCCAUCCAUAUAUACACUUAGGGCCAACAUCCUUCCUGACUCUAGGAAUUGGGUGGAAGAUGAGGGUCGGCGGCGGCUAUUCUGGGCUGCCUAUCUAUUAGAUAGGUAUUCUACAAUAGCCACGGCCUUCGAUUUCGCACUAGAUAUUAAGGAAGUGGACCGGAAACUACCAUGCAAGGACGAAUAUUUCGUCAAAAACCAACCAGUUGAAACGAGGUUCUUGGAUACCCAUGAACAGCUGGAGUGCGUAAGCCGCAGCCAAUAUAUGGGCUCCUUCGGAUUCUACAUGGAAGUUCUAGGCAUCUUGUCAAAAAUACAUUUGUUUCUCAAACAGCCCGUUGAUAUCAGUGCAAUAGCGGAUGUUAAUCAGUGGCAAUCCACCUACCGGAAGCUGGAUAAUGAACUGACUGCAUGGGAAUACCAACUACCGAAAGAGUAUUCAUUCGCCAUGUCCACAAGAUAUUUGGCGCCUUCGAAGUCUAGGUCCGUGCAUUGUGGCUGGAUUAUGUUGCAUGCAGCAUACCAAACUACUAUAAUCCGGCUGCACUCCUCGGCUGCCUAUCCAACUACGCGCUCUCCCAUUUUCACACCCUCAUAUGGCGCCAUCCAGCGGUGUCUGGCCGCUGUUGAACGAAUUCGGACAAUCGCUGGGUUUGUCGUAGACAACAACGUCCUUGACAAAUUUGGCCCCCCUUUUGCAUUUACGCUCUGGGUGUCAGCUCGCCUCCUUCUGGUUAACGGCUCAACUGUAGCCCAUACACUAGAUCCUGCAAUUACUUUCUUCGUUGACUCACUUCGCCGCAUGGGUCAGUACUGGAAAGUUGCAAAACGAUACAGCGAGAUCCUACAGCGAGUCUUGGAUGAAUACAACGAGUUCGAACAAUCUGGUUCUGCGGAUGCAAACCGUACAGCCCCAUCGUCAGUAAAGAUUCUAGCUGACAUGAGACGGUGUGCUUUUGAUCUGGACUUCUUAAUAUCUCACCAACCCCCAAGGGCUGGCAGUUCUAGCCAUACACCAGUCGCUGGAGGAUCCAUAGCAUCUGUAGGCGGAUUGAUUACCCCGAAAGCCACAAAUGCCACUCCUAUUGCACCACAGCGCAACCUCAACCCUCAUGAACUUGAAUAUCUCGAUGUCUUUGAUUUCUUCAAUGUACCACGCAUCCCUCUCCCAGGAGGAGGAAACACUGCUGCUCCGCCAAUAAAUGGCUUAGCGGUAAUGGAUCAAGCACAACAAGUAACGGUCCCAUCUGCCCAGCCACAGGCAAACUCCUCUGCUGUGACUGCGACGGUCGGGGGAAUAUCAGUGACUGAUUUGGCUAAUGCUGCCGCCGCUGGUGCUGCGGCUGCAGCACAGGCAACAAACGAGUUUAAUAUCACUAACUAUAUGGUCCCUACACCGGAGACAGAUUGGUUAUUUAGAGCUACCGCGUAG
Messenger RNA from Trichophyton verrucosum HKI 0517, 2235 nucleotides. Its product is annotated as C6 transcription factor, putative. The record is from RefSeq and is a predicted model, not a curated record. Lineage: Eukaryota; Fungi; Ascomycota; Eurotiomycetes; Onygenales; Arthrodermataceae. Gene Ontology annotation, molecular function: zinc ion binding; DNA binding. Gene Ontology annotation, biological process: DNA-templated transcription. The transcript is spliced from 6 exons. Gene Ontology annotation, cellular component: nucleus. The coding region runs from base 1 to 2235 and encodes 744 amino acids.